GGCUGCACCAACAACACGGAAGGUUUUAUGUGCAACACUUCAGAACGCGGAAGUGAAGCUUGUGUUUACGUUUUCGACAUCAGUUCCCACCAAAGAGAGAAAAGCGUCAUUUGUAUAAACACUAUGGCGGUGAGCUCCGUCCACCUGGAGUCCGACGCCUUCCUGGUGUGCAUGAAUCACGCGCUGAGCACAGAGAAAGAGGAGGUGAUGGGUUUGUGCAUCGGACAGGUUGAACUCACCCGCAUCGUCCACAUCCACUCCGUCAUCAUCCUCCGGCGCUCGGACAAGAGGAAGGACCGGGUGGAGAUCUCUCCGGAGCAGCUGUCGGCGGCCUCCACGGAGGCGGAGCGGCUGGCAGACAUGACCGGCAAACCGAUGCGUGUGGUCGGCUGGUACCACUCCCAUCCGCACAUCACCGUGUGGCCCUCCCACGUGGACGUGAGGACCCAGGCUAUGUACCAGAUGCUGGAUCAGUGCUUUGUAGGGCUCAUCUUCUCCUGCUUCAUCGAGGACAAGAACACCAAAACAGGCCGGGUGUUGUACACCUGCUUCCAGUCUGUGCAGGCGCAGAAGGGCGCUGAAUACGAGCGUGUGGAGAUCCCCAUCCACGUGGUGCCCAGAGAAGCCAUCGGUAAGGUGUGCCUGGAGUCGGCUGUGGAGCUGCCGAGGAUCCUGUGCCAGGAGGAGCAGGACACCUACAGGAAGAUCCACAGCCUGGGGCACCUGGACCCCGUCACCAAGAUCCACAACGGCUCGGUGUUCACCAAGAACCUGUGCAGCCAGAUGUCGGCGGUGAGCGGGCCGCUGCUGCAGUGGCUGGAGGACCGGCUGGAGCAGAACAAGCAGAGCAUCGUGGAGCUGCAGCGGGAGAAGGAGAGGCUGCAGCUGGAGCUGGAUGCUCCGUGAGGGACAGUGUUUGGAGACCACUAUCAGAUCUAGUUGGACAGAGGACA
Molecule: messenger RNA, 953 nt
Organism: Sebastes umbrosus (honeycomb rockfish)
Lineage: Eukaryota; Metazoa; Chordata; Actinopteri; Perciformes; Sebastidae
Gene: brcc3
Product: BRCA1/BRCA2-containing complex, subunit 3
Exons: 3
Coding region: 28-906 (292 amino acids)
Biological process (GO): double-strand break repair
Cellular component (GO): BRCA1-A complex; BRISC complex
Molecular function (GO): metallopeptidase activity; cysteine-type deubiquitinase activity; polyubiquitin modification-dependent protein binding
Source: RefSeq, a predicted model, not a curated record